AUGGACACCAACACUAGUUCCUACACUCCCUUGCCCUCCGGAACUCCGGCGACUCCCCGGAGACCCUUGAAGGGUUUUGCCGUGAUCUUUGCCUCCGUCAUUUUUCUCAUGUCCUUGGUCGCAUUAAUCAUCAAUCAAGGGCCACCCCAACAAGAUGGUCACCACCAUAAAAAACAGUCAGCUUCUACUGCUUCAUCAGAGACGAUGUCGUAUUCAAGACUGCCUAGAGGAAUAGCACAAGGAGUCUCCGCCAAAUCUAACCCAUCUUUUUCCGACGAAGCUUCUUAUAAUUGGACCAAUGCUAUGUUUUCUUGGCAAAGAACAGCCUUCCAUUUUCAACCAGAACGUAAUUGGAUGAAUGAUCCUAAUGGUCCAAUGUUUUACAAGGGAUGGUAUCACCUGUUCUACCAGUACAACCCGGACUCUGCUGUGUGGGGCAACAUCACGUGGGGCCACGCCGUGUCAAUAGACCUGAUCCACUGGCUCUACCUUCCGCUCGCGAUGGUCCCCGAUCGAUGGUUCGAUGCGAACGGCGUGUGGACUGGGUCUUCGACCAUCCUACCCGAUGGCCAAAUCGUAAUACUAUACACUGGCAGCACCAAUGAGUCUGUGCAAGUACAAAAUCUUGCCUACCCUGCCAACCUAUCUGAUCCCCUCCUCCUCCAUUGGGUCAAGUACUCGGGUAACCCGGUCCUAACUCCCCCACCCGGAAUUGGAUCUACGGAUUUCCGUGACCCGACAACCGCGUGGAUUGGGCCCGAUGGCCUAUGGCGAAUUACCCUCGGGUCAAAGGUCAAUAAAACUGGCAUUUCAAUUGUCUACACCACCGCUAAUUUUAUAGACUACGAGCUAUUGGAGGGGGUUUUGCAUGCGGUCCCGGGUACGGGUAUGUGGGAGUGUGUGGACUUUUACCCGGUUUCUAUAAACGGGUCCAAGGGUUUGGAGACGUCCGUGAAUGGCCCGGGAGUUAAGCACGUGCUGAAGGCCAGUUUGGAUGAUAAGAAAAUGGAUUACUAUGCAAUUGGGACUUACUUUGUGGAGAACAAUACGUGGAUACCUGAUGACCCGAAAAUAGAUGUGGGUAUCGGGUUGAAGUAUGACUAUGGGAGAUACUACGCAUCAAAGACAUUUUAUGACCAGAACAAGGAGAGAAGGAUCCUGCUUGGUUGGAUCAAUGAAACUGAUACUGAAACUGACGACUUGGAAAAAGGCUGGUCCUCCCUUCAGACCAUUCCAAGGUCUGUGCUGUUCGACAAUGCAACUGGAACCCAUUUGCUUCAAUGGCCAGUGGAAGAGAUUGAAGACUUGAGAUUAAACAGUACAGAGUUUAGCGAUGUCUUGGUUGAGGCAGGGACGGUUGUGCCGCUUGAUAUUGGAACAGCUACACAGCUGGACAUAUUCGUCGAAUUUGAAUUAGAUGUAUUGGAAACAGAGUGUGUAAAUGGCAGUGUAGGUUGCGGUGAUGGGGCUACAGAUAGGAGCACAUUGGGACCAUUUGGCAUUUUGGUCCUUGCAGAUGAGACUCUUUCUGAGCUAACCCCUGUUUAUUUCCGAGUUUCCAACUCCACCGAUGGGGAUGUCACGACUUAUUUCUGCGCCGACGAAACAAGAUCUUCUAAGGCUCCUGAAGUCUACAAAACAGUUUAUGGAGGCCAAGUUCCUGUGUUGGAUGGUGAAACAUAUUCUGCCAGAGUAUUGGUUGAUCAUUCAAUUGUGGAAAGCUUUGCACAAGGAGGUAGGACGGUGAUUGCGUCGCGGGUUUAUCCAACGGAAGCAAUCUAUGGAGCAGCAAGGCUAUUUUUGUUCAACAAUGCAACUGGAGUGAAUGUCAAGGCCACCCUCAAGAUUUGGCAACUCAAUUCAGCCUUCAUUCAUCCUUUCCCAUUAGACCAGAUUUGA
Molecule: messenger RNA, 1899 nt
Organism: Prunus armeniaca (apricot)
Lineage: Eukaryota; Viridiplantae; Streptophyta; Magnoliopsida; Rosales; Rosaceae
Source: the annotation of a GenBank genome assembly